Molecule: messenger RNA, 2529 nt
Organism: Adineta ricciae
Lineage: Eukaryota; Metazoa; Rotifera; Eurotatoria; Adinetida; Adinetidae
Source: the annotation of a GenBank genome assembly
AUGUUAGAUAAAAUAUCGCAUAAAAUUACGGCGAUCAAAGAUGACAUCGCUGGUGCUGUGAAAGAACGAAGUCGGUCGAUAUCGUUCGAUCGGCAUCUCUCAAGUAUGGCCAAUGCGGAUUCAUCGUGUCAAGAUGAAUCAACACCAACACCAAAACGGAUGACACAUCUAUUGAAAACUUCAGGCAACGCUGGAUCAUCAUUAUCACUUGGCCCAUCGACCCGUCAGUUGAAUGAUCAAUCACCAUCCCAUAAAAGUUCUACUGGUGUUAAACCAAGCCCUCUCAGUUCGUUCAGUUUAUCGCCCGCCAAUUCAUCACAACUAAUUAACUCGAACGCGAGCAUUCCAUCUUUGUUCAGCACGCUUCGACAUUCACAGCAGAAGCUCGCAUCAAUUGAAGAUGUUUCCACUCCAACAGACGAGUCAAGUAACAAAACAGAUCCAAAUGAAAUGACGACGAAACAAAUAAAUAUCCUCGUCCCACAGGAUUCUGUGAAACGAUCAGCACUGCAUCUCGGUGGACCGAAAUUUCGUGUUAAUAGUAAAGAACUUCCAAAGAACAAGUCGAUCAUUCAUAGUAAUAUGACUUUCUCCGUGCCAAUCACCGUUGGUAUCAUCUCUCUUGUGAUCACAUUAUGGAAACCGAUCUCCUCGUAUCUAUCCGGUUUUAUUGUUGGUUGCCUAUUUGCUCUCGCACUUGUGUACAUACGGAUUCGAAUGAUAAUCAAGUCCAAGGUUAAAGAAAUUGUUGUCGAAGAAUGGAUCGAUUUUCCUACACUCGAUUCUCUACUGGCGAAAAUCGACAAGGAAGAUAAAAACACGAACAUUCGAGUGACUGGUGCUUACAUGAGCUUUCAAAGUUACAACGCUGAUCGUGAUGAAGACUUCGUUCGCUACCCAUGUGAUGUUCGUCUCGAUGGAUAUCGUCUGAUCAUUCAACUAGCAAGCAAACAAUGGACGGAUGAGAAGAAAUCCGAGAAAGAAACGAAAUUUCUUGGAUAUCGAGAAUAUCUUGUUAAAGAGGCUCGAAUGAUUCUUGUACCAGAAUUGACAUUGACACGUGCGAAGUAUUGGAUGAAUGAUUAUCCGAUAGUCAUACGAAAUUUACAGAUACUCGAUAAACAAAUCUUUAACAAACAACAAAUCGAAAAAGCCAAAGGGCUUGUCAAUGAUUUUUUUACUAAUAACGCGACGAUUAUCUCCAUUUGGUUUGAAACAGGUCCACAGAAGGAAGAAUGGUUUCAUAAACUUUCAUUAGUACUACGAAAAGGGAAAGAAGAUAUUCAACGAACGAAUCAUCUCCUUGCAAGCAGUAGUGGAUCCCAGUCGUCACUGAAUCGUCGAUACACUCAAACUGAGUCCGAACCUGAGCUUCCAUCGAAUUCUGUGAUCGAUGCUCAAAUAAUUGCCGAUGAGCUACAACAGAAAACCAAAAAAAACGACGCGGAUAAAGAUAAUACUGGCACUCAUCGAACUAUUGCUCGUAAAUCUGCAGAAUCUAUUCCGAAUGAAACUUGUUUAACAAAAGUUCUUCAAACACCUGAGUGUCUCGAUGAAGCAGCGAUAACAAUUAAUUUUCUCACUCGUCGACUUCUCUGUGAUAUGUUUGAUACUUCAAUUUUGAAAGACUUACUAAAGGAGAAAAUCGAAAUGAAACUGAGAGAACUCGCUGUAUCGAUUUUGGAAAAUCUUCGUGUGGUAUCAAUCGAUCUCGGUAAUACAUUUCCAAUUAUACUCAAAAUCGAACCAAUGCAAUGGAAUACGCAAGGCAUCUGGUUUAAUCUAUUUUUAUAUUAUCGCGGUAGUUUUAAGCUAUCGGUGAGAACUCGUGUUGUUCUGCAAAAAUUGAUCAAUUAUGAUCCGAAAAAGGACAAACCAAUAUUUGCUCAACAUCAAUCUGCUCAAAAUGUUCGUAAAGAUGAUGACAAUGAUCUGAUUCAACGGCAAAAACUUCUGGCUAAAGAACCUGAAAUUCCUGAAAUGGCAGUUACGCGAAAACUCGGCACAGCCCUGACAAACUUGGCAUUGAACAAAUAUUUCCAGUUCUUUGCCAACAUUCCAUUCGUGAAAAAUUUAUUCCAAAAAUUUUCCGAACAAGAAGUAGGAGCGGAUGUGGAAGUAACUAGUUUCAGUGGUGUUCUGACGCUGAACAUUCCACCACCACCAAGUGAUCGAAUUUGGGUGGGUUGUCCCGAGAUGCCUGACUUGAAUAUUAAAGUCACACCGACAUAUGGUGAAAAACAGUAUUCCUACACAUUACUGCAAGAUUUUCUCUCGGCAAAAAUCCGAUCUGAGUUAAAACGUUUAAUCGUUCUUCCAGCUAUGGAUGAUCAACUUCUACCUUUCUUUCGUGAUUGGGCUAUUGAUGUUAUUGGUGAAAUUGUAUCUAAACCUGUGAAUCCCUUCACAGACGAUUACAAGGCAAAAUUAAACGUUCAUACAGCUGUUCGUGAAGGCCUACAAGAAUAUAAAAACGCGCGAAAUAUGGCGCGACCUACAACGAUUUCCUCGCUCUUUCCAGAAUCUUAA